Messenger RNA from Talaromyces amestolkiae, 1263 nucleotides. RefSeq lists its product as uncharacterized. NCBI's taxonomy places the organism in Eukaryota, Fungi, Ascomycota, Eurotiomycetes, Eurotiales, Trichocomaceae. The coding region runs from base 1 to 1263 and encodes 420 amino acids. The record is from RefSeq and is a predicted model, not a curated record. The transcript has 2 exons.
AUGGGCACUCCCGUCCGACAACCUCAAGCCCAACGCUCUCACUCGCACUCCAUAUCCUUGGGUGCCAUCAACGCCAACCAUCGUGUCACUCGCCGGAAAAGUAUGAGCCGCCGGGGAACCGAGUCAACCUCCAUUGGCGCCACAUCGGGCUUCAGCUCCUACCUCUCCCGCGGAAUCCACGCCGCGAGUCCCGACAGCAUUGGACGCAAACCCUCGCCUAUUUCGAUUGAUGAGAAUGUCGCUGUCGAAGGAUCAGGUCAUGAGGACAAGCAUGUCGCUACCAAGAAUCGGAAUCGACGAGCCAGCGAAGGCUCGCACCUGGUGCGCGGAGAAGGCAAGCGCGUGUCUACAGAAUUACGUUGUGACCAAUGUGGCAAGGGAUACAAGCACAGCAGUUGUUUGACCAAGCACAUGUGGGAACACAAUCCGGCGUGGGCUGUUACGUCGAAGCUUUUGAUUUCCAAGCACCAGCAAGUGCAGCUGCUCGAGGCUGCUACGGUGUUGGUUGCUAUGAACCAAGAAACUGCCGACGCUGCUGCAGAGGUCACAGCGGCGGCGGCGGCGGCGGCAGCGGCAUCUAUGGAAGCAGAGACUCAUGAAAUCGAGUCGGACAACUCUUCCGCGUCUCCCGGUGCCUCUUCUGAUAUCCACGACGGCAUCAGCUCUGCAGAGACGACACCGCCGCCAAUGGACGAGGACGACAUUGAGUUGGAAGACAAGCCAUAUGGCAUUCGCAACUACAACUACAACCUCCCUUCGGCAUUCUCCCGAUCAUACCAGUCUGUUGCAUCCAGCUCAUAUGCUGACAACUCACUGCACUCUCCCGCAUUUUCUCAUUUCCGCCAUUCCAGCAUCGACACCCGUCCGUCGACAGCGGAGACUACGGGCAUUCACGAGGAAGACAGCGAGGCAAGCGACCUCGCAGCGGCGAUCCGACUCUGCAAUUUUGGCACUCCUCGCUCGAGUGCCAUUGCUGGAUCUUCGGACGUCCCACCAGUACCCCCUCUACCCGCUCGGUAUCUGAGCCAGCAAAGUGGAAUUAGCAACGCUGGCAGCGUGGGCGUGGCCGGAUCUACUCCGGCAGUUUUUGGAUCGUUUUCACUCGAUCCAUCGCAAUCCUAUAAAGUCUCGGAUGAGCGAGACGUAAAGAUGGGUGACGCAGAUCGCGAGUCGAGACACCGUCGCAACAACGACGUCGACUUUGGCAGCCGCCAGAUGCACGACGACGAUGACGAUGGCGUUUUUGGACGUAUGGAGGAGUAA